This is a messenger RNA of Mustela erminea (ermine), 2403 nucleotides long. RefSeq names its product growth differentiation factor 5 (gene GDF5). The record is from RefSeq and is a predicted model, not a curated record. Gene Ontology annotation, biological process: SMAD protein signal transduction; BMP signaling pathway. The transcript has 2 exons. NCBI's taxonomy places the organism in Eukaryota, Metazoa, Chordata, Mammalia, Carnivora, Mustelidae. Bases 333 to 1835 code for a protein of 500 amino acids. Gene Ontology annotation, cellular component: extracellular region. Gene Ontology annotation, molecular function: cytokine activity; growth factor activity.
GCCUUAUACAAGCCUCCUUCAAGCCCUCAGUCAGUUGUGCAGGAGAAAGGGGGCGGUCGGCUUUCUCCUUUCAAGAACGAGUUAUUUUCAGCUGCUGACUGGAGACGGUGCACGUCUGGAUACGAGAGCAUUUCCACUAUGGGACUGGAUACAAACACACGCCCGGCAGACUUAAAGAGUCUCAGACUGAGGAGAAAGCCUUUCCUUCUGCUGCUCCCGCUGCUGCCGCUGCUUUUGAGGGUCCACUCCGUUCAUGGUUUUUCCUGCCAGACCAGAGUCACCUUCGCUGCUGCCGUCCUUCUCUCUGGUGUCAUUCAGAGGCUGGCCAGAGGAUGAGACUCCCCAAACUCCUCACUUUCUUGCUUUGGCACCUGGCUUGGCUGGACCUGGAAAUCAUCUGCACUGUGUUGGGUGCCCCUGACUUGGGCCAGAGACCCCAGGGGGCCAGGCCAGGCUUGGCCAAAGCAGAAGCCAAGGAGAGGCCCCCUCUGGCCCGGAGCAUCUUUAGGCCAGGGGGUCACAGCUAUGGUGGGGGGGCCGCCGCCAAUGCCAGGGCAAAGGGGGGCACCGGGCAGACAGGAGGCCUGACACAGCCCAAGAAGGAUGAACCCAAAAAGCUGCCCCCAAGAUCGGGCGGCCCUGAACCCAAGCCAGGACACCCUCCCCAGACAAGGCAGGCGGCAACGCGGACGGUGACCCCAAAAGGACAGCUUCCUGGGGGUAAGGCACCUCCAAAGGCAGGAUCUGUCCCCAGCCCCUUCCUGCUGAAGAAGGCCAGGGAGACCAGGCCCCCUCAAGAGCCUGAGGAGCCGUUCCGCCCGCCCCCCAUCACGCCCCACGAGUACAUGCUCUCGCUGUACAGGACACUGUCUGAUGCUGACAGAAAGGGAGGCAACAGCAGCGUGAAGUUGGAGGCUGGCCUGGCCAACACCAUCACCAGCUUUAUUGACAAAGGGCAAGAUGACCGAGGUCCUGUGGUCAGAAAGCAGAGGUACGUGUUUGACAUUAGUGCCCUGGAGAAGGAUGGGCUGCUAGGGGCCGAGCUGCGGAUCUUGCGGAAGAAGCCCUCGGACACGGCCAAGCCAGUGGCCCCCGGCAUCGGGCGGGCUGCCCAGCUGAAGCUGUCCAGCUGCCCCAGCGGCCGGCAGCCGGCAGCCUUGCUGGAUGUGCGCUCUGUGCCAGGCCUGGACGGAUCUGGCUGGGAGGUGUUCGACAUCUGGAAGCUCUUCCGAAACUUUAAGAACUCGGCCCAGCUGUGCCUGGAGCUGGAGGCCUGGGAACGGGGCCGGGCCGUGGACCUCCGUGGCCUGGGCUUUGACCGGGCUGCCCGGCAGGUCCAUGAGAAGGCCCUGUUCCUGGUAUUUGGCCGCACCAAGAAACGGGACCUGUUCUUUAAUGAGAUUAAGGCCCGCUCGGGUCAAGAUGAUAAGACUGUGUAUGAGUACCUGUUCAGCCAGCGGCGAAAAAGGCGGGCCCCACUGGCCACACGCCAGGGCAAACGGCCCAGCAAGAACCCCAAGGCCCGCUGCAGUCGGAAGGCGCUACAUGUCAACUUCAAGGACAUGGGCUGGGAUGACUGGAUCAUCGCACCGCUUGAGUACGAGGCCUUCCACUGUGAGGGGCUAUGUGAGUUCCCCUUGCGCUCCCACCUGGAGCCCACGAACCAUGCGGUCAUCCAGACCCUGAUGAACUCCAUGGACCCCGAGUCUACACCGCCAACCUGCUGUGUGCCCACACGACUGAGUCCCAUCAGCAUCCUCUUCAUUGACUCUGCCAACAACGUGGUCUAUAAGCAGUAUGAGGACAUGGUCGUGGAGUCUUGUGGCUGCAGGUAGCAGCACUGGCCCGCUGUCUUCCUGGGUGGCAUGUCCCAGAAUGCUGGUCACAAAAGCCCGUCCCUGCACUCCUGGAAUCAGAGAACCUGGGAAGCAGCAGCCAGAAGCUUCUACACCGCCUGCAUGAUAGGGGGUUCCCAACAGCCUUGCUCUUACUCUCUGAGUGGGACUGGGUUCAAGGUUCCCUUCUAGCUCCAAGUCCCCUUGUCUGAGGAUUUCUGCCCUUCUGCUGCUCUGACUGGCAGGGACAGACCCAGGGAGACAGACUCUGAAUGGGACUGAGACCCAGGAGACCUUGCUUUCCAAUGAGACUCAGCCCUCAACCUCUCCUUUCUGGUUUCCAGACUUUCCAGGGAGGGCUCCUCCUGGGAGGGCCCACAGGUGCCGCCCUCUCUUUUGAAUCACCAUUGUGCCUGGUGACUUCCUGCUGCUGGGGCAAAUGAGAUGCUGAUUGGGCAGCGGUGGGCAGGAGGGGGUAAGGGCUUGGGCCGGGGUGAGGAGUGUGAGGCUGUUAGACUGUUAGAUGAAAAUGUACAUUGACGAGAUAAAAAGCAAAACUGUUACUAAA